Molecule: messenger RNA, 3524 nt
Organism: Electrophorus electricus (electric eel)
Lineage: Eukaryota; Metazoa; Chordata; Actinopteri; Gymnotiformes; Gymnotidae
Source: RefSeq, a predicted model, not a curated record
CAGACAGUGCGUGUCGCCGGUCAUCGCAAACACCUGGGACAUGGUCAUGCUCACUCUCCGCUUCCAAGCAUGUUGAUCUAUCUAGCUAAAUUAAAACAGUUGUGACUCACACGGCUUUGUGUUUAUUUCCGCCUGUAACAUAAACUAGUUCGGUACCUACAUGCAUACCGUAUGCUGAGGUUGACUGAUACCUAGCUAGCGACGUGGGUGGUUAUGGACCGAAGCCCUUCUUGGCAUAAACAUAAUGGUGACUUCCUCCGUUAAGGCCAAGGUUCGUUAAGAUGGAAUGGUGCAAACUAAUGGAGUCACCUACUGCGGCCUGAAAAGAUUCAACGCCAUGGAGAUACAUCCAUUAUGCACUAAGCUUUGCCAUCAUAAAACCGUGGAACUGAAGGAUGACGUGUGUGAGAAGCAGAGUGCAGUCACAGUUAACCCACGGCACAUGAAGAAAGCAUUCCGGAUUAUGAACGAGCUACGCAGUCAAAGUGUGCUAUGUGAUGUGACCAUCAUAGCGGAGGAUGUAGAGAUUGCGGCCCACAGGGUGGUACUGGCUGCUGGGAGCCCCUACUUCCAUGCCAUGUUUACAGGUGAGAUGAGUGAGAGCCGACAGAAGAAGGUGCGCAUAAAGGAGAUUGACGGCUGGACUCUGGGAAUGCUGAUUGACUAUGUUUAUACUGCUGAGAUACAGGUCACUGAAGAAAACGUACAGGUGCUCUUGCCGGCUGCGGGCCUGCUCCAGCUGCAGGAGGUGAAGAGGGCGUGCUGCGAGUUCCUCUCCACCCAGCUGCACCCGACCAACUGCCUCGGCAUCCGCGCAUUCGCCGACCUCCAUGCCUGCUCGGACCUUCUCAACCUGGCCAACGCCUACGCCGAGCAGCACUUCUCAGAGGUGGUACAGUGCGAGGAAUUCCUCAACUUGGGGAUGGAACAGGUUUGCAGCCUCAUCGCCAGCGACAAACUUACAAUACCGUCAGAGGAGAAGGUGUUUGAGGCAGUCAUCGCAUGGGUCACACAUGAUAAAGAUGUGCGACAGGAACAUAUGGCUCAUCUGAUGGAACACGUGCGUCUACCUCUCCUCUCCAGAGAGUACCUUGUACAGAGGGUUGAGGAGGAAUCACUGGUGAAGAAUAGCAGUGCCUGCAAAGACUACCUGAUUGAAGCCAUGAAAUACCACCUGCUGCCAGCUGAACAGCGCUCCAUGAUGAAGACCAUCCGCACUAGGGUGCGCACGCCCGUCAGCUACCCAAAGGUGAUGGUGGUUGUAGGGGGACAAGCCCCUAAAGCCAUUCGCAGUGUGGAGUGUUAUGACUUUGAAGAGGAGAGAUGGUUCCAAGUGGCUGAAUUGCCAUCCAGACGAUGUCGAGCAGGUGUGGUGUAUAUGAGCGGUAUGGUAUAUGCUGUUGGAGGUUUUAAUGGCUCUCUGCGCGUGAGGACUGUAGACGCAUACGACCCCGGGAAGGAUGAAUGGUGCUGUGUGAGCAGCAUGCAGGACAGGAGGUCAACACUAGGGGCUGCUGUUCUUAAUGGGCUGCUCUAUGCUGUGGGCGGUUUCGAUGGUAGCACAGGCCUAGCGACUGUGGAGGCGUACAACUCUAAGACCAACGAGUGGUUCCACGUGGCCCCCAUGAACACCCGGCGCAGCAGUGUGGGAGUGGGCGUGGUCGCAGGUAUACUUUAUGCUGUGGGCGGGUAUGACGGUGCAACCCGUCAGUGUUUGAGCACGGUGGAGGCAUACAACCCGAACACCAACGAGUGGACAUACACAGCGGAGAUGGGCACCCGUCGCAGUGGAGCAGGUGUGGGUGUGCUGAAAGGCUUGCUGUACGCAGUGGGCGGGCACGACGGCCCACUGGUCAGGAAGAGUUGUGAGGUGUAUGACCCCGCCUCCAACACCUGGAAGCAGGUUGCUGACAUGAACAUGUGUCGCCGGAAUGCAGGCGUGUGCGCAGUCAGUAACUUGCUAUAUGUGAUUGGUGGUGAUGACGGCUCAUGCAAUCUGGCAUCGGUGGAGUUCUAUAACCCCAGCACGGAUAAGUGGACCAUGCUUGCCACCUGCAUGAGCACUGGACGCAGCUACGCAGGUGUGUCUGUCAUUGAUAAACCUCUCUGAGCAGCUGAGGAGCUAAACCCUGUUCAAGUGGAAGCCGAUAUGCUAGCUGAUGUGAUGCUGAAGAGUAGCUCACACUGAAUCUCUGGAAGAGGCAUAAGGUUCUCCUGGAGCUGCUUCACCACAGAGAUGGCCUGGAGAAAACUGCUCUCUCUCUCUCUCUCUCUCUCUCUCUCUACCCCCAUGUAUCUGUCUAGAUAUCUCUUCCACAAGCUCUCUCCUCAUUCACGCUCAGUUACAAUUAUACAACUUUUAUUUGGCUCUUCACACCAUUCCUUGUUUUUCUCAGUCAUUUCUCUCUCUCUCUCUCUCUCUCUCUCUCUCUCUCUCUCACCCCUCCCCUUUUAUUUGAGAGUAGUUACAGUAUGAUGAAGAUUAUUGCACUUUUGCAGUGAAGUACUAACCAAGUGGGGGAGGUUCGAACCCUAAUGCUUCUGUUUUGGCUCGUGAGGUCCGACUUGUGCAAAUAUGCAUCUUGCAACACUAACACUCUCGAGUCUGAUCGAAAAGACGGCAGGGAGAUUUUAGGCUGGAAGGACUUCUUGAUGAGCCUCUUUUGCCAAUUUGGGGAUGUUUUUGAGAUCAAACGUGUUGAAACGGACCAGCACUUUCUUGCCUUUCCGAUGCUCACAGUCUCACUGGAGCAAAGAGAAGCUUUUACAAAGGACGGACCUUGGUGCAGAAUGCCAUGGGAUAAUGCCAUGAGAUAUUGAUCCCAUUUGAAGGGUAGAAACGAGCAUCGCUUGCCUGUGGAUGAUGGCAGCGUCAAGCGGAAGACCGAACAGAACGCUGCCUUGAACAUUUAGUGAGAUUUUGUUUGCCAAAACGCGUUCGCGAAGUCUUAACCCCUCCCCCGAACGCAUUUUGUUUAUCUCUUAUGGAACAUAUCUUUUAAUUGUGAUCCAGUUGCGUGUGAUUUGCGGUUAUUGAUGUAUUAGUGACGCGCUGAUCUAUUGCUGCGUAUGUCUGGGUAUGCACGGCACUGUCGACUGCUGCUGGCUGCUUGGAUAUGGAGGCGCUCUGCAUGGAUCUAGGUUCUUGCGUUUUGUGUGAGUACCAGUUUUUUGUUUGAUUUUUUUUUUUUUUUUUUUAAUUACUGACGUGGUCCAUUCGGUUAUGAAUGUGAUGCGUGCCCAGCCCUCUACCAGUUGUUCUGAACACUGACCAAAUGUGUGUAGAUGCUCUUUUGUGCAAGUGUUUUUUCUUUCUCUUUCUCUUUUUCUAGCUUUUAAUUUCCUAAUAUGUAUGUAUUUACUCUAAUCUUUCUAUUAUUAUUAUUAUUAUUAUUAUUAUUAUUAUUAUUAACGGCAGUAAUAAAUAUAUCUGUGUGUUGGUCAAGAGGAAUGCAGUGUACUUGAAUCGUUUCAUAACUUGUUUUAUAUUAUAAAUAAUAAACAUGCUUCUUGUAUUUAAACCA